AUGGCCCGCAAGAGCAUCCUCACCGCGUUGGCUGGCGCCUCCCUCGUCGCCGCCCACGGCCACGUCUCCAAGGUCAUCGUCAACGGCGUCGAGUACCAGAACUACGACCCCACCAGCUUCCCCUACAACUCCAACCCUCCCACCGUGAUCGGCUGGACCAUCGACCAGAAGGACAACGGCUUCGUCUCGCCCGACGCCUUCGGCACCCCCGACAUUAUCUGCCACAAAUCCGCCACGCCCGCCGGCGGCCACGCCACCGUCAAGGCCGGCGACAAGAUCUCGCUCCAGUGGGACCAGUGGCCGGACUCGCACAAGGGCCCCGUGAUCGACUACCUGGCCGCCUGCGACGGCGACUGCGAGACCGUCGACAAGACGGCGCUCAAAUUCUUCAAGAUCGACGGCGCCGGCUACGACAAGGGGGUCUGGGCCGCCGACACCCUCGUCAAGGACGGCAACUCCUGGCUCGUCCAGAUCCCCGAAGAUCUCAAGCCCGGCAACUACGUCCUCCGCCACGAGAUCAUGGCCCUCCACAGCGCCGGCCAGGCCAACGGCGCCCAGGCGUACCCCCAGUGCUUCAACCUCAAGGUUGAAGGCUCCGGCUCCAACCUCCCCUCCGGCGUGCCCGGUACCGAGCUGUACAAAGCCACCGACGCCGGUAUCCUCUUCGACAUCUACAAGAACGACAUCUCCUACCCCGUCCCUGGUCCCGCCCUCAUCGCAGGCGCCGCGAGCUCCAUCCAGCAGAGCAGCAUGGCGGCUACGGCUACCGCGUCGGCGACUGUCCCUGGUGCUGGCGCGACUGGUGGUAGCAGCCCUGCUCCUGCUACUACUACCACCGCUGCGGCUGGUGUUACUACUACCGCUGCCGGAGCUACUACUACUAGCCAGGCGCAGGCUCCUACUACCACGCUGGCUACUAGCACCAAGGCUGCUACUACCUCUGCUCCUGCGUCGAGCCAGGCGCAGGCUACUACUACUGCUACUGCUCCUGCGUCGGGAAGCGGUAGCGGUAGCCAGGCCGCCCAGACUAAGUGGGGACAGUGUGGUGGUAAUGGGUGGACUGGUCCUACUGCUUGUACUUACAUAGAUAUUAUAUCCACCAUCUGUCCCCGUCCCUGCUACCGCUUGAGGUACUACCUUGCCCUUCUGCAUUUCCUCGUUCCCGUCCGUGCCAUUUGCCAGGGGAAUCUAGCUGGCGUUGCCGUUUGA
This is a messenger RNA of Neurospora tetraspora, 1209 nucleotides long. RefSeq names its product endoglucanase IV precursor. Gene Ontology annotation, biological process: carbohydrate metabolic process. Bases 1 to 1209 code for a protein of 402 amino acids. The transcript is spliced from 3 exons. Gene Ontology annotation, molecular function: cellulose binding. NCBI's taxonomy places the organism in Eukaryota, Fungi, Ascomycota, Sordariomycetes, Sordariales, Sordariaceae. The record is from RefSeq and is a predicted model, not a curated record. Gene Ontology annotation, cellular component: extracellular region.